Messenger RNA from Chelmon rostratus (copperband butterflyfish), 4005 nucleotides. It is a transcript of the gene arfip2b, whose product is annotated as ADP-ribosylation factor interacting protein 2b. The record is from RefSeq and is a predicted model, not a curated record. The transcript is spliced from 10 exons. NCBI's taxonomy places the organism in Eukaryota, Metazoa, Chordata, Actinopteri, Chaetodontiformes, Chaetodontidae. Gene Ontology annotation, molecular function: protein domain specific binding; phospholipid binding. Gene Ontology annotation, biological process: regulation of Arp2/3 complex-mediated actin nucleation; intracellular protein transport. The coding region runs from base 319 to 1497 and encodes 392 amino acids. Gene Ontology annotation, cellular component: trans-Golgi network membrane.
UCCACCGUGUCGUCAGUUCCGUAAAGCGAUCCUCCUGGCUUCAUUAAAGACAAGGUAGAGGAUUAUUUACGAAGAGUCAGAGGACAAACACAGUUAAAACAAGCCUUUACGUUACUUUGCCAUUUAAAUAUUGUUAAACACAGCGCCGCGUUGUUUCCCACGGACGCCUUUUCCCGUGGACUGACCAAAGACACACCAGUCUCCUCUUAGCCGCGCAUGAACUGGGAUGCACUGCCGUUAGCCUGUUAUUAGCUUGCUCGCUAGCUUCCAGAACAGCUCUGUUUGUACGACGGGACCAAGCGCACCAUAUAGUGCAUUAUGACAGACAGCAUCAUGAGUAAAGCUGCCACAAUGGAGAUUCCGAUCAACAGCAAUGGUGACACGGGGACGCUACCAGAGGACGACAGCCUUGAACAGGCUGCAAAACUGCAAUGGAGCUUAGAUGAGAAGGUAGGGAGCUCCAGAGGCAACAGGGACCUACAGCAGGUGAUGGUAUCAGGUCCCAAUCUCAACGAGACUAGCAUCGUAUCUGGGGGUUAUGGAGGAACAGCAGAGGGUAUCAUCCCCACCAGCUCAAUCAAAGACCUGCGUACGAAGGCCAGACGAAGUAACGUUUCCCCAAGCAGUUCUUUCUUCUGCCACACAGCAAGCCAAUCAAAUGAGCACCAAGGAUCCAACAUGCACCACAGCAGCAGCAGCUCGUCGAUGACGGCAGAGGAAACGACCCGCGGUGUGGCUGUGGAAAAACUAGAAACAAUGAAGAAGUGGGGUCUCAACACUUAUAAGUGUACAAAACAGAUGAUCUCAGAGCGUUUCGGUCGGGGUUCGCGGACCGUGGACCUGGAGCUGGAGGCCCAGAUUGAGGUGCUGCGAGACACUAAAAGGAAAUAUGAGAAUGUGCUGCGAUUGGCCCGAGCGCUCACCAACCACUUCUACAACAUGGUGCAGACGCAGCACGCGCUGGGCGACACCUUCGCUGACCUCAGUCAGAAAUCUCCAGAGCUACGGGAUGAGUUUGGCUACAAUGCAGAGACUCAGAAGUUACUGUGUAAGAAUGGGGAGACUCUACUUGGUGCCAUUAACUUCUUUGUGUCCAGCAUCAACACACUGGUCAACAAGACCAUGGAGGACACCCUGAUGACAAUCAAGAUGUAUGAAAAUGCCCGGCUGGAGUUUGAUGCCUACCGGUCAGACCUGGAGGAGCUGAGUAUGGGCCCGAGGGACGCUGUAGCCAUGGCCCGCAUAGAUGCUGCUCAGCAACAGUACCAAGUCCAGAAGGACAAGUAUGAACGGCUCCGCUCAGACGUCACCAUCAAACUCAAGUUCCUGGAGGAGAAUAAGGUGAAGGUGAUGCAUAAGCAGCUGCUCCUCUUCCAUAACGCCAUCUCGGCGUACUUUGCUGGCAACCAGCAGCAGCUGGAGCAGACGCUGAAGCAGUUCAACAUAAAGUUGAGGCCCCCAGGGGCCGACAAGCCCUCCUGGUUAGAGGAGCAGUGAGAGGGUCUGCUGGACCUCCUGCAGCCUCCUUCUCGACCACCUCCACCUGUUACCUGUUUAAACCCCCUACUUACAGAGGACCACUACGGAGGGCGACACAUACAGAUAAUUGGGUGGAUGAAGAGAUGAGAUGAGCAUGUGGCUGGACUGGACAGAUGGAUUGCAGGGUAUUAUUGAUGAAUGGGCUAAACGCAGCAGGAAACCAAGUGGCCAGUUUCAUGAACAGUCUGGGGGCUUUUAGUGCCUCUUCCCAACUUCCUUUUUGUCCACUCUUUCUCUUUGUUCUUUGUUCCCAGAGAAACUGUUCAUCUCUCCCUUCCCUCUCUCCUGUUCGACUCGACCCCCUUCUAUCUCAACACUAUUUUGCCGUGUGAGCUUGUACUCGUCAUGUUCAUGGCCAUUACUGUGCUCCCAGAGUUAGAAUUCAACCCCACACACACACACACACACACACACACACACACACACACAUCUUAAUGAACACAGACAGGUGAGAAAAGGAAGAAUGGUAAAAAACCAUUAAAACACACUCAAAUGUGACCAAACACUACAUCAAAACUCUUCCAGACCUUACCGCUCUCCUGGUGUGCCUCCUUAUAUAUGAGCUAAUGUACUAAAUGAACACGUGGCCUCGGGCGAAGAAAGAUAAGUUCAGAAACGGAUUUCAAACCACACAUGAAGGGGAUUUGUAUGGUACACUGGAAAGGAAUGUCCAGACAUUUCAAAUCGAUGUACAUUUCAAAUUAAGUACUGUUUCACUUUUGCAAUAAAUAUGCGAUUGUUUGUAGGUUCUAAAAAACACAAUGUUGUGUUUAGUUUUUGCUUGAUUUGACUGCCACGUCUUUUAUUUUGUAAUUAUUUCGUUUCUAGUCAGCUGUAUGUUCUAUGCUUCAGAGUGAAGGGCAGUGUACUGUUUGGGCAAACGUGUGCUGGUGGCUUAGACUGCAGCCACCGCCGCGCUUCAUCUGUAAUCAGCAGAAAUGCUACAAGUUUCAGUCGUACCCUGAAAAUCCUUCAACGCGUAUAUGCAACGAUUGUUUUAAGGCACACUGCCACUUCCCAAAGUUAUACUAGCUCUGGUCUUUGCUCAUUGUGUUUUAUUUGCCCAAAGAGAAUACAAAGAGAUGCUUAUUGGUUUUCACAUCGGUCCGUUCAGUCCCACCGACUUGGAUGGAUUUAGUCAGUCAUUUGUUUAACCAACUGUAUUCGAAAGGGUUUGAUUACAUUUUGUUUUCACGUUGAUUCAUUGAAAUGUGUUUUUGUCUUAAGUUCUGUCUUUUUAAAGUUAACAAGGACAUAUCAUCGACAUCAAGGGUCAUACUGUAUGUCAGCCCUCCUAAAACAGGAUAUAUUUGUCUAUGGUUACCUUUCUUCACACUGAAGAUGUCUGUAGCGCUCUAAUAUUACUAAUCCUAAUAUUUUGGCAUAAAAUCUUGUAAAUUAGUCAUUGGGGAAUGGGAUAACACUGAUGAUUGAUCAUUUGUUUUAUUUCCAUCUGAAACGACGUCUUGGUAUGAUAGUAGUAAACAAUCAUCCAUUCUUGCCAGUUAAGAGAAGGAAGUAACUACUACCUGUGUAACAUUGAAUUGUUAUUCGUCACUGUAUUUAUUAUGUUCAUUGUGUGUGUUAAUCUGUUGGAAUCAACAUACUGUACAAUGAAACCUCUGAUAUCUGCAAAUUACGACUUGACGAGUGUGACAUUUAUAGCAUAUUGCAGGAGACACACUAACCUAAAAACAUGCAUCAGGAUAACCAAAUCUGGAAUUGAUUUACUCCAAAAAACAAACUGAUAGAAAGUGUUUUACUUUGUGAGUCCUGAAGAUAAUCCAGUGUACUGAAUGUUUCACCAUGCUGAAUUUAACUCCCGAGAGCCUCUAGUAACAGAAGGGAGAGCUCUGUCAGAUAAUGGUCCUCCAGCUUCUUGUCUCCUCUGUAUUUGCAUGGCAGGCAGGGAUCCAGAGCCAACCUGCAGAUAUCUGUGGAUGCGCCGAUGCUCUGCUCUUGGCCUUCUACAUGCCAGCUCGCAUGCACUGGCCAUGCUUAUGAUUUCAAUUUUGAAACUGGCUGAGGCAGAAUCCAAAACUUUUAAUGCUGCACUCCGGAAGACAAUGAUGAAAGGAGGUGGAUUUGAUGAAAAGACACAAAAACAGCAAACAUGGAUGCUAUGAUUUGUUUGGCUUGUGUUUUCUGAAUAAUGUGUCAGUGUGUCAAACGGGUGUAUCUUAAUUCAGGCUGACAGUCACUAAGACCUUGGCCUCACUUGUGGCUACAAUUGCAGUGUCACUGGCCAGCUCCUGGUCUGUUUGACCACCACACAGCAAUAUUAACUAAAUGUGACUCCUCUUUCCAAACCCUGCCCCUCUGAAAUUCCUAACCCCAACACCAAGAUGAAUGGCAAUAGGAUUUUUUCUUUUGUUGUUGUUCCGUAGUUGUGAAACCUCCAGUAAAUUAAAAAAAAAAAGUGUGACACGCAUUUAAAAGUCACUCUUACUAGCAGUCUUUGCAUUG